This is a messenger RNA of Closterium sp. Naga37s-1, 2067 nucleotides long. The record is from the annotation of a GenBank genome assembly. Lineage: Eukaryota; Viridiplantae; Streptophyta; Zygnematophyceae; Desmidiales; Closteriaceae.
AUGUUCCCCGUGCCGUCGUUGCCUCUUACCCCAUCCCUCUCACACACCCCCUCUCCCCUCCCCCUCUUCCCCCACCGCGACCCCUCGCCCCCUUGCCCCCACCCCGGCCCCCUGGCCCCCCGGACCCCCGGCCCCCUCCCCCCUCCCUUCCCUCCCCUUCUUUCUCCUCCCUCACUCCCUCUCGCCCUUCCUCCGCUUCCUCCGCGCAUCAGCGCGGCGGAGGCGCCGCUGGACGUGCGCGCGUUCAAGGCGGAGCACGGGGAGGCGGAGCUGGAGACGGAUCCCGCGCGGCUGUGGGAGCGGUACGUGGCGUGGCUCUACAAGGACGAGGCGCUGGGGCUCGAACUCGACGUCAGCCGCAUGGGCGUCACGGACGCCUUUGUCGAGGCGAUGGAACCUAAGGUGAGCCUGUGUGUGCGGUGGGCGAGGUGGGCGCGCCUAUGGGUGCGGUACGUGGCGCGGCUGUGGGAGCGGUACGUGGCGUGGCUGUACAAGGACGAGCACCUGGGGCUCGAGCUCGACGUCAGCCGCAUGGGCGUCACGGACGCUUUUGUUGACGCCAUGGAGCCGAAGUUCGCGGCGGCGUUCAAGGCGAUGGACGAGUUGGAGAAGGGCGCGAUCUCAAACCCCGACGAGCGGCGCAUGGUGGGGCACUACUGGCUGCGCAAGCCGCAGAUCGCCGCCAGCCCCACGCUCAGGAAGGAGAUCGAGGAGACCAUUGACGCCGUUGACGCCUUCGCCACCGCUGUUGUUAACGGCACGAUAAAGCCUCCCCCGUGCCCAGCCGGCCGGUUCACCCAGGUGCUAUCUGUGGGCAUUGGAGGCUCGGCGCUCGGCCCUCAAUUCGUCUCCGAGGCUCUCGCAGGCACCAAUCCUCCGCUCCAGGUGCGGUUUGUGGACAACACGGACCCAGCGGGCAUCGACCGCCAGCUGGACCAGAUCGGAGCAGAGCUCUCCUCCACGCUCGUGCUCGUCAUCUCCAAGAGCGGUGGCACGCCAGAGACGCGCAACGGCUUGCUGGAGGUGCAGAGGGUGUUUCGUGAGAAGGGGCUGGACUUUGCCCGGCAGGGGGUGGCGAUCACACAGAGGGGGUCCCUGCUGGACGACACCGCCCGCAUGGAGGGGUGGCUCGCCCGCUUCCCCAUGUUCGACUGGAUCGGCGGACGCACCUCUGAGGUCUCGGCUGUCGGCUUGCUGCCUGCUGCCCUGCAGGGCAUCAACAUCCGUGAGAUGCUGCGAGGAGCGGGCGCCAUGGAUGAGGCAACACGCAUUCACAAGAUCCGCAGCAACCCAGCGGCACUCCUGGCACUCUGCUGGUACUGGGGGUGUGACGGCAUCGGUUCCAAGGACAUGGUGGUGCUACCGUACAAGGACAGCCUGCUGCUCUUCAGCCGCUACCUGCAGCAGCUGAUCAUGGAGUCCGUGGGCAAGGAGUUCGACCUUGAUGGCAAACGGGUGAACCAGGGACUGACGGUGUACGGCAACAAGGGCAGCACAGACCAGCACGCCUACAUCCAGCAGCUGAGGGAGGGCGUGCCCAACUUCUUUGCCACGUUCAUCGAGGUGCUCUCGGACAGGCAGAGUGGCCGCGACUGGGAGCUGGAGCCGGGGGUCACGUGCGGGGACUACCUCUUCGGCCUGCUGCAGGGCACGCGCUCUGCCCUGUACACCAACAAGCGCGAGUCCAUCACGCUGACCAUAAAGGACGUGGAUGCAGCAACGGUGGGCGCCAUCAUUGCUCUCUAUGAGCGCGCCACCGGGCUGUACGCCUCACUCAUCAACGUCAACGCGUAUCACCAACCAGGAGUGGAGGCGGGCAAGAAGGCAGCAGCAGAGGUGCUGUCGCUGCAGAAGAGAGUGCAGGCUGUGAUCAAUGAUGCGAGCUGCAAGGACCCAGUGGAAGCUCUUACCAUCCCGCAAAUCGCCAAGCGUGCUCAUGCAGAGGCACAGAUUGAGACAGUGUACAAGAUCAUCCGCCACAUGGCAGCCAAUGACAGGGCAAUUAUGAUUGGAUCUGACAUCAACACACUUACGGUGCUUGCGGAAGAAUGUCCUCCGGAGUUGUAG